Messenger RNA from Chanos chanos (milkfish), 1951 nucleotides. RefSeq names its product tumor protein D52 (gene tpd52). Gene Ontology annotation, cellular component: cytoplasm. The transcript has 8 exons. The coding region runs from base 1 to 741 and encodes 246 amino acids. Gene Ontology annotation, biological process: B cell differentiation. The record is from RefSeq and is a predicted model, not a curated record. NCBI's taxonomy places the organism in Eukaryota, Metazoa, Chordata, Actinopteri, Gonorynchiformes, Chanidae.
AUGGAUCCAGUGGAGGAUUACGAAUCUCCAUUCGAUUUUGAGCAAGGGUUAAACACCAGCUACCUUUACCUAUCUCCCAGUGAGAAUCUAACCCCACCUGACUCCCCUGCGGUGUCUCUGAGAGGUACACAGAGGCCAGACUCCAUCCCAGAGGUUGGAGAGGAUGCUGUGACCACGGUCGGCCAAUCAACGACUCCUACUCCACUGACGGAGGAGGAACAGGAGGAGCUACAUAAUGAAUUGGCCAAGGUGGAGGAUGAGAUCCAGACGCUGUCUCAAGUGCUGGCAGCCAAGGAGAAACAGGUGGCAGAACUCAAGCGCAAGCUGGGCAUCACCCCGCUCAACGAACUCCGACAGAACCUGACCAAGGGUUGGCAGGAAGUCACCACCUCUACUGCGUAUAGGAGAACCUCCGAGACCCUGUCUCAGGCCGGGCAGAAGGCCACAGCAGCCUUCUCCAGCGUGGGCUCUGCCAUCAGCAGGAAGCUGGAGGAAGUGAGAUUGCAGUCUUUUUCCAAUUCCUUUAGCAUACGCUCCUUACAGCAUUCUGCUAGCAUGCCUGUAAUGAGGAACACUCCCACCUUCAAAUCGUUUGAGGAGAGAGUGGAGACUUUAAAGACAAAGAUGAGUCCAACUCCGUCGACAGGACAGGUCGACCAAGUCCCAAACUCCAUCCCGCCUGAGGAGCCUGUGGAGGCGCAGCCAGAGGAGACGCCUUUGCAGGAACAGGAGCCUCACUGAGGAGGUGCUGCUGCCGCCGCUGCCGCCGCCGCCGCUGCCGACCUCUCCGUUUCAUCUCAUGGCGCCAAACCUACUGCCCCCAACCCGCCCCCACCUCGUCCUCUGCCUCCACCCCCCCUCCUCCUGCACCAUAAGCACACCACUAUACCAAACUAAAGAAAAAAAGGGUUUCAUACUAGUCUCCCUUCCCAAUUCUUCUCCCCAUUAACUGUCAUUAAAAUGUGAAGAUGUUGUUGAAAAAACGUUGUGUGCACAGUGUGUAUUAGUGUACCUACACAGAUGGGUGAACACAAAGAGGUUUUAGAGAAAGUAUUUCUCAGCCAGCGGUACAGACGUACUCCCUACAAGUGUUUGUUAACCCACCUUAACUUUACCUCUGCAUGUUUACCGCCAGCCUUAGGGUUUUCUUUUGCACUCACCUAUUUUGUUUUGGGGUUUUUUGGGGUUUUUUUUUUUCCAUUUGAAUUUUCCCAUGUAUCUAGACGUGUAUCUAGAUUUUGUAUAGACAGUGCAUGGUAGUACUACACUGGAACCAGUUUCUGUCUUCACGCCGUUGACAAUGUUGCAUAGAGCCUAACAAAAUGAACCCAGCCUUAAUGCAGCUCAUGCAUUUAGGAGGCAUAGCUUUGAGCCCAUUUUACUGCUGUCUGUGCAAAUCACACUGACCCCAGGUCAGUACUGUGUCUACUAGCUCAUGCACACAAGGGUCAGCUAAGACUCUGAGGUCAAGUUUUUGUUUUGUUUUUUUGUUUCUUCCCUCUCCUCUGGGCCUGUAAAGCUGGAGAAGGGUCCACGUUUGGGCCAGAAAGGGCUCCAGUGUCCAAUGCAUCAUCCAGUGACUGUUUUCUACAGUUAUGCUUACAAGCAGUCAAUGGAUUCUUAAUAUUGGCAAAUUAGAAGAAUAUUUAUGCUGUUAUAUUUCCUCUAGUCAUUUUUUAAUUUGUCACGUAGACUCAGCAAUCCUUGAAAAAGCUACACUUACCAAAAUUGAAAAGCACUUAAAGACAGAAUGUAUUGCUCAGAGUAAAAUUCUUAGUACUGAAAAAGUGUUUUCUCUACUGUCUGUAUUUUAUUUUGCAAAAUAUAUGUGUGGUGGUUUGACCUGCUAAGUGAUAUUUUUAUGUUAUUGGUUCUCAGUUUGAAAUUCUGUUACCAAAAAAAAAAAAAACGGUUGUGGGAACAUGCUAGAAAAGUUUUGUGUUAGGACAUU